Molecule: messenger RNA, 2891 nt
Organism: Erpetoichthys calabaricus (reedfish)
Lineage: Eukaryota; Metazoa; Chordata; Cladistia; Polypteriformes; Polypteridae
Product: thioredoxin reductase 1, cytoplasmic-like
Exons: 15
Coding region: 558-2267 (569 amino acids)
Biological process (GO): cellular response to oxidative stress; glutathione metabolic process; cell redox homeostasis
Cellular component (GO): mitochondrion; cytosol
Molecular function (GO): glutathione-disulfide reductase (NADPH) activity; flavin adenine dinucleotide binding; thioredoxin-disulfide reductase (NADPH) activity
Source: RefSeq, a predicted model, not a curated record
AUCAACGACCCUGAAUUCGCAACAGUCGUCUCUUUCAAGUGUACUUGUGGGAGAAUAUAUUUAUAUUUAUAUAAACGUGCCUAUUGUCUGUUUGUGCUUAUUUGCUUUUGUACAGAAAAGUAGCACGAAGGACGCAUUAUGAAAACUGGUUAAAAAUACCAAACACCUCUGUUAUGAAACAAUAAUGGCAAAUGUUAAACUGCAGGUGUCGCCAGGUCUCUGCGCAUCUUUAUCACCAAGGAUUUUUUGAACCCUACUUUCAGAUCCUCACUGUCCUUAGUCUUUUUUUUAGAAGUUUUGAACUUUGCUCUUCACAUAUUUAAUUAUUUUUAAACCAUGUUUGAAUUUAAUGUGUGUCCUCGAUGCCUAGCACGGAAUCAAUAUCUUUUGUACUGAGACGAGUCAACGCGCAGACGAAGGUACAGUGCAUUUUAAACGGCCGGACUCCAGGACUAGAGGAAGCGGCGCAAUACACCUGGUGGGGCAGCCUCGACUCGCGGUUAUCACUUCUGUUUUCGUGGAACAGUGGACCUACGGUAUGAUAGUCACCCCGUGGGAUGGGGAAUAUAGUUCGUAAAGGGAAAAACGUCAUUGUGGACAAAACUCAAAUGAAAGGAUUGUCAAACUGGAAGGCAGAGGAAAGCAAAGAGAUCCAGCAGCCAGGGCAGGAUGUAGAUGAAGACAGAGUGGUAGCUAAUUUGUCUGUGAGCAAACAGAACAGAGACAACUGGGAGAAGAACACACAGUCUGGCAGAGUGCAACAUCUGCUUGAAAUGGGCAAAGAAGAUAAAACCUCACAUUCAUAUGACUAUGACCUUAUAGUCAUUGGAGGUGGAUCUGGAGGCCUGGCAGCUGCAAAAGAAGCAGCUGGAUUUGGUAAGAAGGUGAUGGUUCUGGACUAUGUGACACCUUCUCCCAAAGGAACAAAAUGGGGCCUUGGAGGAACAUGUGUCAAUGUUGGUUGUAUUCCUAAAAAACUCAUGCACCAAGCAGCAGUCUUAGGUGAAGCCAUUUCUGACUCUCGGAAAUUUGGCUGGGAUGUUCAAGAACAGGUGUCUCAUGACUGGGACCUCCUUACCCAAGCUGUUCAAAAUCAUGUCCGCUCCUUAAGCUUCAACUACCGCAGAUCUCUGAUGGACAAGAAUGUCACCUAUCUUAAUGCUUAUGGAAUGUUUGUUGAUGAAAACACAGUAAAGGCAACAGACAAGAAUAUGAAGGAGACCUACCACACAGCAGCGGACUUCAUCAUAGCUACUGGAGAGAGACCAAGAUAUUUAGGCAUUCCUGGGGACAAAGAACUCUGCAUUACCAGCGAUGACUUGUUUUCUUUGCCACAAAGCCCUGGGCGGACACUGGUGGUUGGUGCCUCUUAUGUGGCCCUGGAGUGUGCAGGCUUUUUGGCUGGGCUAGGCCUGGAUGUCACAGUCAUGGUGCGCUCCAUCUUACUCAGGGGAUUUGAUCAGCAAAUGGCAAACAAGAUUGGAGAAUACAUGGAAGAGCAUGGCAUUUGUUUCCUUCGGGAGAUAGUGCCCACCAAGAUUGAAAGGAUUGAAGAAGGCACACCAGGAAAGCUAAGAGUCACAGCAACGUCUGUUAAAGAUGGAGAAAAUCACGAAGGAGAAUAUAAUACAGUUUUACUUGCGAUUGGAAGAGAUGCCUGCACUCACUCAAUUGGACUGGAAAAUGUCGGAGUGAAACUUAAUGAAAAGACAGGAAAAGUGCCUGUGAAUGAGAAAGAGCAAACAAAUGUGCCACACAUCUAUGCUAUUGGAGACAUAUUGGAGGGCAAGUUGGAGCUGACACCUGUGGCAAUUCAAGCUGGGCGACUUCUGGCAAGAAGGCUGUAUGGAGGGCAAAACACUGAGUGUGACUACAAUAAUGUUCCAACUACAGUGUUCACACCUCUAGAAUAUGGAGCCUGUGGCCGGUCUGAGGAAAAAGCUAUCGAGGCGUUUGGAGAGGAAAAUAUAGAGGUAUACCACAGUAGUUUCUGGCCACUGGAAUGGACAGUUCCAAAUAAAGGCAAAGAUACAUGCUAUGCAAAAAUAAUCUGCAAUAAACAAGAUAAUGACAGAAUUGUAGGUUUUCAUAUCCUGGGACCAAAUGCUGGUGAAAUAACUCAGGGCUUUGCAGUUGCAAUGAAAUGUGGAAUGACGAAGGUUCAGCUUGAUAACACCAUUGGCAUCCACCCUGUGUGUGCUGAGGUGUUCACCACAAUGUCCAUAACUAAGAGUUCAGGGGGCAGCGUCUCGGCCAGUGGCUGCUGAGGCUAAAACCCUGCUGUUGAUUCUUGUUGUCAUUCAUGGGUUUGGCCACCACUACAGAAUUCAUCAAAAAUAUUAAUUGGGAAAGCACAUUUGCAUGUUCCUACAAUUUACCUGAUAAAUGUGGGACUAUGGCACAUGGUGACAUACAUCAUACCCUGACAACAAGGACAACGGCAGGGAGGAAUGGCCCUGUUCCCAUUUCCAGUAUGCACCCCACUGAGUCACAGCUUACCUUGGAAAGGUAUGAUGAUGUCUGUGCCUGGAACCUACAUUUGGAGGAGGGCUCUGACUGAAGAACAACUGCUGGCAUGGUGGGGAACGCUGGACUAGAUUCUCAUUGUAGUGCAGUGUUUAGACAGGAAUGAAUCACUUACUUGACACGUUAUGUUGUACAUAAUUCAGUGCAGGGUGGUAGGGGCUGGAGCUUGGCAGCACUGGUGCAAAACAAGAAAAAACCCUGGACAGGGGCCAGUCCUUUACAGGGCGACUUACUACUUUAUAAAUUUUAACUCACAUUAUGUUUUAGGUUUUCUUGUCUUUAGAAAUGCCAUACAUAAGUUUUUCCCCCCAACAUAAAAAUAUGGCUCAUGCAGAGCAAGACAUUGGUUAUAUUUAAUGGUAUAU